Messenger RNA from Thlaspi arvense, 2884 nucleotides. The record is from the annotation of a GenBank genome assembly. Lineage: Eukaryota; Viridiplantae; Streptophyta; Magnoliopsida; Brassicales; Brassicaceae.
AUGUCCACCAUUAAUCAUCAGUGUCUCCUCAAUUUUCCUCAUAUUCCACCGCCGGUUUAUCGGCCGAAACUUGUUCUGCCUCCGCUAUCUCUUUCUUCUCUCUCGCUCUAUGGAAAACCUGAGCGCCUCUUUUCCGUCUCUGCGUCUCUGUCUCUUUCACCAGUCACCAUCAAAGAGCGUUCUUCCUCAUCUUCUUCUUCGUUCGGAAGUGAAGAAUCGGGAGAGAUUGAAUCUGUCGUUGAUGGGUUUUUCUAUCUGCUUCGCUUGUCGGCUCAGUACCAAGACGUCGAGGUAACAAAGGCCGUGCACGCUUCGUUUCUAAAGCUCAGAGAAGAAAAAACCAAUCUUGGAAAUGCCCUGAUCUCAACGUACCUCAAGCUAGGGAUUGGUGUCGAUAGCUUUACGCUUUCAACGCUUUUGAGCUCUUGUACUGAUUCGUGUGACUCAAUGAGAGGCAGAGAACUUCAUGCUCGUGCAGUUAGAGUAGGUCUGAAGCAAGAGUUGAGUGUGAAUAACUCUCUGAUUGGGUUUUAUGCUAAAUGUGGGGAUAUUAAAAAGGUGGAGAAUUUGUACGAGAUGAUGACUGUGAGAGAUGGCUUUACUUUGACGGAGAUGAUCACAGCUUACACGACAUUUGGAAUGGUGGAUUCUGCUGUCGAGAUGUUUGAGAAGAUACCUGAAAAAAACGCUAUUACCUAUAAUGCUCUAAUGGCUGGGUUGUGUAGAAACGGGCAUGGCUUGAAGGCACUAAUAUUGUUCACCGAAAUGCUGCGGAGAGGUGUUGAGUUGACGGAUUUCAGUUUAACAAGCGCUGUGGACGCUUGUGGUUUAGUUUCAGAGAAGAGAGUAAGCGAACAGAUUCACGGGUUUUGUAUAAAGUUUGGAUGUGCUUCGAAUCAGUGUAUCCAGACAGCAUUGCUUGAUAUGUGCACAAGGUGUGGGAGGAUGUCAGAUGCUGAGGAGAUUUUUGACCAGUGGCCUUCGAAUCUGGAUAUCUCCAAGGCAACGACGUCAAUGAUCGGUGGCUACGCUCGGAACGGCUUACCUGAAAAGGCUCUGUCUCUGUUCCAUCGCACUCUCUGUGAAGAGGAAUUGGUGUUAGAUGAAGUUUCGUUGACUUUGGUUCUUGCGAGAAUCAAGAGAGAGAUGAGAGACGAAGAUGUUGAUGGCAAGUGUAGAAUUAUGUCUGCAUGUUCCUCAGCUAAACUCUUUCUCUUCAUGGUUCCUCUUGUCCUCGUUUCUGGUUUCGUUUGUGUAAAUUUUGGUCCUAAAAAUUCAACCUCUUUCUUAACCUCUUUGUCCACUACCCACCUAUCUCCUCAUCUUCCUCCUUCUCCAUCUCUUCCUCCGGCGCCGGCAGCGGCACCAUCUCCCCAGCAGGCGAUGACGGAAGUGUCGUUGCCAACAUCAUCUUUAUCGGCUAAAGUGGAAUUUGUUCAGGGUGAUUAUAAUCAGACAAUUCAACUGAACCCGACCAACAUUACUUCAGUGAGUUAUAACGUCACUUCUACGGCAUCAUCGGAACUAAAAAAGAAGAGAGUUGCUAGCAAUCUAGAGAAGAUCGAAUUCGAGCUACAAAAGGCUCGACUCGCCAUAAAAGCCGCUUCUAUGGACGAUCCCGUGGACGACCCGGACUAUGUACCUCUUGGUCCUAUGUAUUGGAACGCUAAGGUCUUUCAUCGGAGCUACUUGGAGAUGGAGAAACAAUUCAAGAUAUUUGUGUACAAAGAAGGCGAGCCACCUUUGUUCCAUGACGGUCCAUGCAAAAGCAUAUACUCUAUGGAAGGAAACUUCAUGUACGAGAUGGAAGCGGAUACGCGUUUCCGUACUAGUAAUCCUGACAAGGCACACGCCUUUUACUUACCACUUAGUGUCGUCAAGAUGGUAAGAUAUGUCUAUGAACGCAACUCUCACGAUUUCAGCCCCAUCCGAAAAACCGUCAGGGAUUACGUCGAUCUCGUCAGCGAUAGAUACCCGUUUUGGAACCGUAGCAUCGGAGCUGACCAUUUCAUGCUUUCUUGCCACGACUGGGGUCCUGAGGCAAGUUUCUCUCAUCCUCAUCUAGGACAAAAUUCUAUCCGAGCUCUUUGCAAUGCCAACACGUCGGAGAGAUUCAAACCGACAAAAGAUGUUUCAAUACCGGAGAUCAAUCUUCGGACCGGAUCCUUGAAAGGAUUAAUCGGAGGCCCGUCGCCUUCCACCCGUCCGAUCCUUGCCUUCUUCGCAGGAGGUGUACACGGACCGGUUAGGCCGGUUUUGCUUCAGCAUUGGGAGAACAAAGAUAAUGACGUCCGAGUCCACAAGUAUCUCCCCAGAGGAACGUCUUAUUCGGACAUGAUGCGGAACAGCAAGUUCUGUAUAUGUCCGAGUGGUUACGAGGUUGCAAGCCCGAGGAUCGUCGAAGCCCUCUACUCGGGUUGCGUCCCGGUUCUGAUAAACUCAGGCUACGUUCCUCCGUUCAGCGAUGUGCUGAAUUGGAAAUCGUUCUCGGUGAUCGUUUCCGUGGAAGAGAUACCGAAUUUGAAGACGAUCUUGAUGUCGAUAUCGCCGAGACAGUAUCUAAGGAUGUACCGGAGAGUGUUGAAGGUCAGGCGACACUUUGAGGUGAAUUCUCCGGCUAAGAGGUUUGAUGUGUUUCAUAUGAUUCUUCAUUCGAUUUGGGUAAGGAGGUUGAAUGUGAGGAUCCGUGAGGUCUAAGUUUUUGGGUCGGUUUGUGGGUUUUUGUCUGUUUGAGGUGUGAAAUUAAAGUAAUUGAAACGUUCGGGCUUGUAAAUUACAAUUGAGCAUUUUUCAUGUCAAGUAAGCUGUGUUUUCUCUUUAUUAAUUUUGUAAUAAACAAAUAAUACAAAUAAUUAUAUACGCAUAUUUUUUUCCUUUGUUGAAA